Messenger RNA from Pollicipes pollicipes, 1144 nucleotides. RefSeq names its product procathepsin L. The transcript has 4 exons. Gene Ontology annotation, biological process: proteolysis. The coding region runs from base 30 to 986 and encodes 318 amino acids. NCBI's taxonomy places the organism in Eukaryota, Metazoa, Arthropoda, Thecostraca, Pollicipedomorpha, Pollicipedidae. Gene Ontology annotation, molecular function: cysteine-type peptidase activity. The record is from RefSeq and is a predicted model, not a curated record.
CCCAUCAAGGUAAAGAAAACUGCAUCACCAUGCGCGCCGCUGUGCUCGUGCUGCUCGUUGGGGCGGCGUCCUCCUUUGUGGAGAAGUCCGAAUGGAAUGCCUUCAAGCAGGAACACGGCAAGGCCUACGCCAACCCCAUCGAGGAGUUCUUCAGGAUGAAGGUCUAUGCCGACAACAAGGCGUACGUCGACAAGCACAUGAAGGAGUAUGCCGAGGGAAAGCACACCUUCACAGUGGCGCUGAACCAGUUUGCUGACCUGACCACCGAGGAGUGGAGCCGCACGUACAAGGGCCUCGUCAUGGGCAGCAGCCAGCCUCACGAGACCCACCAGCCGACCGGCAAGCAGGCUCCCAGCAGCAUGGACUGGCGCCAGUACGGCGUGGUGACCGGAGUCAAGGACCAGGGCCAGUGCGGCUCGUGCUGGUCGUUCUCAGCUACCGGCAGUCUGGAGGGCGCCUGGGCGUUGUCCGGCAGACAGCUCGUCUCCCUCAGCGAACAGCAGCUGGUCGACUGCUCCCGCGCCUACGGCAACCAAGGAUGCAACGGCGGACUCAUGGAUGCCGCCUUCCGGUACAUCCGGGACAACGGCGGCAUUGAGUCGGAAUCGGCUUACCCGUACACCGCUCGCGAUGGCUCCUGCCGCGCCUCCGGCUCCAACGUCGCUUCCCUCUCCUCCUGGGUGGACAUCCCAUCUGGCAGCGAGAGCUCCCUGCUUGAUGCUGCCGGCGGCGUCGGCCCCGUCUCGGUGGCGAUUGAUGCGUCCCACCAGUCGUUCCAGCUGUACUCAGGCGGUAUCUACAACGAACCGCGCUGCUCUAGCCGCCAGCUGGACCACGGCGUGCUGGUGGUUGGCUACGGCAGCGGCUUCUGGCUGGUCAAGAACUCUUGGGGCUCCAGAUGGGGCCAGGGCGGUUACAUCAUGAUGACCCGCAACGGCAGCAACCAGUGCGGUAUUGCCACCCAGGCCUCCUAUCCACGUGUUUAGACUGCGUGCCUGAUAAAAACAGCAUCCAGACGAAGGCAAGAACAAUGCUUGAAGACACGUUGUGGAACUCAAAUGUUUUCCUUCCGUCUGGAAUAUCAAAACUUUCCUUGUUAUGCAUGAUUUCUAAAGCCAUCACCAAUAAAUUAUUGAGAAACGUG